AUCAAGCGAUCAAGAUUAGGCCGCACGAGAAAUGUGCAGAAGUCGAACGUUUUGUUGUAUAUCCAAUUAUCGGCCGCACUGGUACGGAUGUAGUAACCGGUGUUCAUCUGAUUGUGAAACAACAAAAAUAAACACUGGCCACUGGCUACCACUGAACCUCUGGUGGACAUACCUUACCGUAAUGCAUACGCUCAAGGAUAUCGAGAUGCAAUUCAAUCGUGGAACUGUUGCGCGUAGUACGAAGAGAGCCGGUAAUGUUGCAGUACUUGCUACUCGUCAGCUCCAUCUGUGACAGUACGGGCACUAGCUUGGAGAACAGUUUGGAAUGUUAGUAGAGAAAUUAACCCAGACCCAGUUUCUCCUUUCUCUACCCUCGAGCUAAUUCCGGGCACUUGAGCCAUCUUUCCACGGAACAGUAUUAGACAGGCGAAGAGGAUAGUGGCGGUACGUAGUAGCAUGGUGAAUACAACUCUGAAGCAGAUAUAGUGCGAUGGGAGACAUUUAUUGGAAAAUACGGGGAGUUAAUUUUGUUGUUGAGGGUUAUUAAGGAAUAAUUUAGGUGAUUGUAGCUAGUUAAUAGCCCAUUUUCAAAGGGGUAUAGAUAUUGGAGCGAGGAGAUGUGUAUGAGUGUGCAUUAGCUUGAAUAGUUUAACUUGUUUUAGAACUCGUCAAUCAUAUGCUGGUUCUCACCCGAUUUGGAUUUGAAGAGCAUUGGCUUUGCGGAUGACAUCUAUAACUGCGGAAGUACAUCUAAGGUGGUCAUUGUCCGGAUGUACUAACUGUGAGUAAGUCCAGCUGAGAAUCAGAGUAUCUGUUGCCGGUGUAUCUCGAAGAUCAAUUCUACCGGCAAUACAAAAUGGCGGACGAGUUACAUCAGACGAUGAUCGUUCUUGGAGCUUCAGAACUUUCAGUUUAUUGAAGAUUUUCUCUGAAAAUCUGGCGCGAAAAGACCUUCAAACCACCAAUCUUUCUCAUCCGUCCGUACCAGUACGAACGAAACACGGUCUCCUACCCGUAAAUCCGAAGCUAGUUUCCGGCAGAAAGGAUGGUAGCUUUAUCAGUGUUACAUCUCGGUACACGAUACGUUCGGGCAUGACCGGACAGUGGGCCGGCACCUUGCCACGGUUCUGUAAAUCUUCCAACACAAUCGAACCGAACCGAUCAAUACUGGGUCGCUCAAACGCGAACCGAUGUUCAUCUGUAAAAUGGUGACAAGAAAAUGAUGCUUUGAGUGGAGGAUGGCCGCUUACCCUAAGAUCGUGGAGUGGAAGCAGCACAUGGACCAGCAGUUCCAUGGUAAAGUUUUGAAGGGAUCCAUGCCGAUUGAUGGUGUGUUCGAGGAGUUGAUGUACCUGUUACCUUCAACCAUUGCCUUGCUCAGUAUGGGUUUAAGCUAGAAUGAUGUGGAAAAAGGGUUUGAUUAGGAUGGUUUGAAGCGGAAUUAAAAGAGAGACGAUAUGUUUACUGACGACUGAUGUAAGGUUGGCGAGAAGGCAAGAAUAGACGGCAAUCGUUGCAAUAUCCCCAAACAUUACAAGGAGUUGAUGUUCUGGAGCACUGCGCUAUGGGGCAUGCAAUUUCGGCUGUGCCGAAAUGGCUACUGUAGAAUGUUGUAUGAAGUUCACACCGAUUUGUUAGACAAAUAGUAUUUUAAUUGUAGGUUUGACGGACUUCAAUUUCAUUAAGCGAAGUACAAUCGUGGCGCGAUAUCUAAACGUUGAGAUCACAAAAAAGAUUGAGAUUGAAGCGAAUAAAAUUUUCCGAACCGUAUGCCUGUUGUACCAUUAGGACCGACGCGUGAAGCACAGCAAUGGCAGGUGAAUCGAGAGUCCCAUUGCUGGCGAUCGGUUGGACACUGUUGGUGGCUACGUUGUUCGUCGACGCUAAGCAUAUCGUUUAUAUGAACAGGGUGGAAGUGAUCAACAAUUUGAAGUAUGCCAAUGCUACUGCCGACAUCCGACGGUAUGGCCCAUCGUUGCGGAACUAUGUUGCAGACUUUCGUGUCGAAGCGUUCCAAACGUUUACCAACGCAAUGGUUUCUACCAUAUACUACGUUCCCAAUCUGGCCGGCAGGUACGAUAAGGCGUUCUACAACCGGACGAUUAACUUCUGCACCUAUCUCCGGCAACCGGCGACCGAUCGCGUACUGAAGAUGGUGUACGAAAAUCUGAUGCAACGUGGACAUCUGCCCAAGCGCUGUCCCAUCACGGCUGGAACGUACGCGUUCAACACAAGCUUCGAUGGGCUGCAACUGCCCGGAUUUCUGCCGGAAAGUAACUUCCGCUUUGAUCUUAACUUUCACCGUGGUGCACCGAACUAUGAGCUUGUCUUUCACGGUUAUUGGUAUGGAGAGAUACGGCGAGUGGCAUCCUAACUGGGUGCGUUUCGCGCACUCGACGAUGGAUAUCGUGGAGGUAAGCUGAAUUGUAUUGCGUUGUUAGUAGGGAGUAGGGACGUUACGGAACAAUAAAUAUGCCAACCUAGGACAGGAGUUAAUAGCUGGACUCUUCAAGAAUAGAGACUUUUUUGCGCUCGCCACUGCUC
Molecule: messenger RNA, 2544 nt
Organism: Anopheles stephensi (Asian malaria mosquito)
Lineage: Eukaryota; Metazoa; Arthropoda; Insecta; Diptera; Culicidae
Exons: 3
Coding region: 1811-2374 (187 amino acids)
Source: RefSeq, a predicted model, not a curated record